AUGGGUAAUACUCUCUCUUUUACCUACUGCCCAAUUAGCGGCGAUGAAAUCCGACUUCUCAAAAUUUUACCCACAUCUUCAUCAGAAAAGAUUUGUUGCUCCAUAUCUCAUUUCCAGCUCUCAUCUUGCCCAGCUUACACGGCCUUAUCCUAUACCUGGGGCGGCUCCUUCUGGACCCACAUCAUUGAACUAAAUGGCUGUGAGUUUGUGGUACGGUCGAAUUUGCAUGCGUUCUUGAAGGAAGCACAGGAGCGCUUCACGAAGGAAAACCUCACUCCUGAACUUGGAUCAAACAUAGAACAGAAUGGCAAUAGUAGUGUAUGGUUUUGGAUCGACGCCAUAUGCAUCAACCAAGAGGAUAUUCCGGAGCGCAACGCCCAGGUUCUCCGGAUGAAAGAUAUCUACGAAAAGGCAGAGCGAAUCAUUUGCUGGCUCGGUUCUUUGCCAUUCUUUACGGAUGGAAUGGCUGCGAUCAAGCUACUAGACUUUUUGUACGACCUGAGCCAGAAAUAUUCGAACAUCAAUGACCAUAGUCAUGCGGAAGCUAUCAUUACAGAUUCUCUCGGUCCGACAAGCCAUAACUUUAAACAGAUGGACUGGAUUUCAUUGAAAAAUAUGCUGCAUAGACCAUGGUGGACCAGGGCGUGGGUAGUUCAGGAAGCAUCAACGCCGAGGAGAAAAGUGAUCUGGUAUGGACCAUACGAAAGAUCAUCUAAGCAUUUUUGGAAAGCCGCUCGUGUUUUGUUCCUCAUCUCAAAGCAACCGGGGAUUACACAGCUGCAAAAAGAAGCUUAUAAUCCGAGCGCCUCGCUGUUUAAUCAUAUGCGGGUGGCAAGGGAAGAAAACAAGCUUCUUCUUCUUGACGCCCUCCCUAGCAUGAGACUGUAUCAGGCAACUGAUCCGAGAGAUAAAGUAUUCGCAAUCCUGGCAAUUUGUCAGGAUGGCAAGCAUCCGGAUAUAGCGCCACACUACGAGAAUUCAACAGAGGAGGUCUUCACGAACUUGGCAGCUCAUAUUCUGAGUCGAGACGAGUGUUUGGAUAUCCUUGGACAUUGUCACUAUUCGAGGAGAGCACCAUCGCUUCCUACUUGGGUCCCCGAUUGGACGAGUAAAUGGGUCGCCUUGGAUUUCUCCCACAGAAAUGAAAAGACUCUUGAACGAGUGUACAACGCGUGUUUCUCAAUUCCUGCAGUCAUUGGGGUAGACCGUACAACACGGACUCUCCGACUUCGCGGUAUCAAGUUCGACGAGCUUUUGUCGGUGGGGUUGGCCCGGAAUGCUGACCCAAAUAUCACUCCUGAUGUUGAUGUCCUCAGAAAUUGGCUCUCACUAGCUUCUCGACUGGGGAAUGAUUAUAUUUCUGGUGGUACUGUAUUUGAAGCUCUCCAACAUACACUCUGUGCUGAUAUCACGGAAUCAUCACAGUGGAACGGUGAAGAUGAACGCGGUGGAAAGGUUGAUCUUCCUGGAGAUAUUUAUACGAUCCCCCAGGACUUUUUCCGCUGCUCUCUCCUUUUAAAUAGACACACAGUUCGUCGAUGCUUGGCAACUACAAGAAAGGGCUAUCUUGCUCUGGCACCGCAGGAAACGAAACCCGGUGAUCUGCUCUGUGUUCUAUAUGGAGGGCAGCUCCCCUUUGUUUUACGAAAUUCUGAUUCUUACUUUGAAUUAAUUGGCGAGGCGUAUGUCCAUGGAAUUAUGGACGGAGAAUCAAUAAAUAGUAGUAAUAUAAGAAAUAUGGAGCAGGAGUUUGAGAUACACUAG
Messenger RNA from Fusarium oxysporum Fo47, 1764 nucleotides. Its product is annotated as heterokaryon incompatibility protein-domain-containing protein. The record is from RefSeq and is a predicted model, not a curated record. The transcript has a single exon. NCBI's taxonomy places the organism in Eukaryota, Fungi, Ascomycota, Sordariomycetes, Hypocreales, Nectriaceae. Bases 1 to 1764 code for a protein of 587 amino acids.